AAAAUUAGUGAUGUGUCUUUAAAAUUUGUUUCCGCUUGUCCGCUUCAAUACAAUUAAAAAGUAUUAACUGUCGUGAACUUUUUUAAAAAUACUCAAACAAUCUUUUUUUGUACUCAAUCUCUAAAUUUUUCUAUAAUAUAUAUAUAUUAAUAUAUUUAGUUUAUUUAUAAAAAAAAAUAGUAACUUGACAUAAUUCUGAAUAUUGAGUUGUAAAAUUCUAUUUGACAAUGGAUAAACACAUAUUGUUUGUAUGUGUGUUUUUCAUUGUUAAUGUAUUUCAAGCACAAUCGCGAACAUUUACUGAAGAAGAUUGUCCUGUUUGCGUGCUUACAAUUGAUAAGUUUUCAAAAUCACUUGAAGGCGAAUUAAAACCAAAAAAUAUUGAAGAACAAUUCAAAAAAUAUUGUUUGUCUACAAAGAUUGAUAAGGAAAAAAGACUGUGUUACUAUUUGGGUGGAUUAGAAGAUUCUGCAACUGGUAUAUUAAGUGAAAUGUCAAAACCUUUAUCGUGGUCCAUGCCUGCACUUAAAAUCUGCGAACGUUUAAAGAAAAUGGAUGCUCAAGUCUGCGAUAUUAAAUAUGACAAAGAAAUUGAUUGGAAAACAGUUAACUUAAAGAAGAUGAAAGUUAAAGAUUUGAAGAAAAUAUUGGAUAACUGGGGAGAAAUUUGUGAUGGUUGUUUAGAAAAGACAGAUUAUAUCAAAAGAGUUGAAGAAUUAAAACCAUCUUACGUCAAGGAAGAGUUAUAAAUAAUACAAAUUAUUAUCCUAUGCAUUGUAUAAAUUUGCUAUUUUUUUUAAUACAAUAUUGUUUUUUGUA
Messenger RNA from Metopolophium dirhodum (rose-grain aphid), 819 nucleotides. It is a transcript of the gene Manf, whose product is annotated as mesencephalic astrocyte-derived neurotrophic factor homolog. Bases 228 to 749 code for a protein of 173 amino acids. NCBI's taxonomy places the organism in Eukaryota, Metazoa, Arthropoda, Insecta, Hemiptera, Aphididae. Gene Ontology annotation, cellular component: endoplasmic reticulum. The transcript is spliced from 4 exons. The record is from RefSeq and is a predicted model, not a curated record. Gene Ontology annotation, biological process: dopaminergic neuron differentiation; neuron projection development.